UGGGCAAACCACGUCACAAUGGCGGCGUGCUUGAUGCGGCAGUUUCGAACGUCCUGCGUCCAUGAUCGCCGUGAUAUUUGAAGUGUUUCCGCAUGCGCAUGCCAAGCAACAGUACCUCGACAUCGCCGCGUCCCUUCCGCCGCUGCUGAAGGACAUCGACGGGUUCACCUCGAUCGAGCGCUUUCAGAGUCUCAGCAGUCCGGACAAGGUGCUGUCGCUGUCGUUUUGGCGGGACGAAGCGGCCAUUCAGCGUUGGCGAAACAUCGAGUCCCAUCGCUUCGCCCAGGCCAAAGGACGAGAUGGGAUCUUCCAAGACUACCGCAUCAGCAUUGGCGGCAUCGUGCGGGACUACGGCCUCACCGAACGAGAGCAACCGCCACAGGAUAGUCGCGACACCCACGGAUAACAUGCUACACCCCGUUCGUCACGAUACGUAUACUUUGUUCCUUCCCAACACAGUGCUAUUCCUUACUUGAAUCUACCACUCUACUAACUACCCUACCUACAAGUCGGUGAAAUCGUCCAUGUUGUCACAAUCGAGUGGGAACAGCGCAAACGAGAACUCGUCGUGGUCGUGCAUGUGCUUGCAG
Molecule: messenger RNA, 590 nt
Organism: Aphanomyces astaci
Lineage: Eukaryota; Oomycota; Saprolegniomycetes; Saprolegniales; Verrucalvaceae
Exons: 1
Coding region: 62-406 (114 amino acids)
Source: RefSeq, a predicted model, not a curated record